Molecule: messenger RNA, 1429 nt
Organism: Mytilinidion resinicola
Lineage: Eukaryota; Fungi; Ascomycota; Dothideomycetes; Mytilinidiales; Mytilinidiaceae
Product: NAD(P)-binding protein
Exons: 2
Coding region: 318-1286 (322 amino acids)
Molecular function (GO): oxidoreductase activity
Source: RefSeq, a predicted model, not a curated record
UCGUUUGGAAUACGCGGUCUGGACGACGGUAUGCACGGGUCAUUGCAAUGGCCCCGGUUGUCCGAUGUACGAAGUGUGCGACGUGGAGUUAGCUCAACCUCCGCUGGAGGGAGUCUGAGUGUGUUAGUGUUAGCGGAAUGUGUAUAUAAGAAGACUCCUCUACCAACCUUUCAUCUCUCAUCAUCUAGUCUCUCAAAGCACUCCAGCUCUUCUUGAUAUCUCGUUCGAGUAUUCCAACUCUUUAUCAUUCGAUAUCCCACUCAAGCCACCACAGCUUCAAAUAGCUUAUGCUUCGAGCCGCCUCCUCUGCUCUCAAAAUGGCUUCCAACCGCAUCAAGAACGUCGCCAUCGUUGGCGCCACCGGCAACAGCGGAUCGUACAUGGUCUCGUCCCUCCUAGCCACAGGAAAACACAACGUCACCGCCAUCACUCGCGCUAGCUCCAACACCACCCUCCCCGCCGGCGUCACGGCCGCACCCGUCGACUACGACGACCCCUCUUCCCUCGUCGCCGCACUUAAAGGCCAAGACGCCCUCGUCAUCACCCUGGGCGUCAUGGCACCCCCGGGCACGCAAUCGAAGCUCUUCCGCGCCGCCGCCGACGCCGGCGUCCCCUGGGUCCUCCCCAACGAAUGGGCGCCCGACACCGCGCACCCCGGCCUAGCCAAGGACGUCUUCAACUUCGGGAACCUGGCCGACGCGCAGAAGGAGCUUGCCGCCAUCGGCGUGAGCAACUACGUCGCCGUCACGUGCGGCUUCUGGUACGAGUGGAGUCUCUCCAUACCGACUGCGUUUGGCUUCGACUUCGAGAAGAAGGAGGUCACGUUCUUCGAUGACGGCGCGGCGAAGCAGAGCACGAGCACGUGGCCGCAGGUGGGACGGGCCGUGGCGGCGUUAUUGAGUCUGCCUGUGAAGCCUGAGGGCGGGAAUAAGGAGAAGUCGUUGGAGCAUUUCAAGAAUAAGCCGGCUUAUGUCAACUCUUUCACGGUCUCGCAGAAGGAUAUGCUCGAUUCGGUUCUUCGCGUGACUGGGGACAAGCUGGAGGACUGGAAGAUUAGCAAUGAGCCGAGCCAUGAGCGCUGGGCGAAAGGCAUCGAGGCGAUGAAGGGCGGUGAUCGGAGCGGGUUCGUCAAGAUGAUGUACACCAGGGUCUUCUAUCCUGAUGACAGUGGCAAUUUCGAGAAGACUCGGGGAGUGAGCAACGAGUUGCUGGGCUUGCCGAAGGAGGACCUUGAUGAAGCUACGAAGGCGGCUAUUAAGAGAGCCAAGGAGAUUUCGAGCCACUAGAUCCUAGACUUGCGGAGAGUGACGUAUUUUGAAGGGUGCUCGUAGCUCUGCUAUUAGUUUCAGGAAUUCAAGUCGUCGUUCACGCAAUCAAGUCUAUACUUUCUAGAAUAUAUCUAGUGCACACUUUCGUGAGUGCUUUGACA